Molecule: messenger RNA, 38436 nt
Organism: Podarcis lilfordi (Lilford's wall lizard)
Lineage: Eukaryota; Metazoa; Chordata; Lepidosauria; Squamata; Lacertidae
Source: the annotation of a GenBank genome assembly
CAGGAAACUCGGAGCGCUGAAAGGUGACAUCAAAGCGGGGGGGUAGGCAACGAAGCCUGUAGUAAUUUGCCACCGAGAGCACCGGGAGAGGAGGCGUUUCCCCCGGCCCGCCACGCCCCCGGCCCCACCAGCCAGCGAACGCAACAACCAAUGGGGAAAGGGCGCUAGGACCCGGGGGGGGGGGAAAGGACCCCCUUGCAAGCGGCAAGCGGCUCUGCUGCAUUAUAAAUACUUCUCCAAAAUGCGGCGGAGCUCCUUUCUCCCUUCGCCACCGCCGCCUCCGCACCAUUAAAAAAAAAGCUGCAAGCGUAGAGCAGCCUCUUGGCAGGCAAGCUUCUCCCCCCCUUUUUUCUCCCCCCUUUUCCUUUUCUCCCCCCCACCCCAUCCGACAUUUCCUAAGCCCCCCUUUCCCCCCCUCCUCGGCCGGUUUGCAUGCAUUGUCUGUCUCCCAAAAUGGUUUGUGAGACUAAGAUAGUGGCGGAAGAUCAUGACUCGAUUUCAGGAGCCAAAAAGGAGAGUCUGCUGGUCUCCUCGUCCGCUCAGAUGUGGCCUUCCUCGCGGGCCGGAUCCGGAUCGCCCGCCGCGGGGCCGCAGCUGCAGCCGCAGCCUCCUCCGCCGAGCCCCGCGCCCGACGGCGAGGACCAGAAAAAGGGCGUCUGCAUCAGGGAGUUUCACCCUUCCGAGCAGGAAGCGGUGCGCCGCAUCUUCUACGAGGGCAUCAUGGAAAGGAUCCCCAACACCGCCUUCCGAGGGCUCAAAGACCAGCCCUGGACGCAGAUGGUCUACGGGACAAUGGCCGGUAAGCGCGAUCGCGGUUGCGGACACGGGGGGUGGGAAAGAACCGGAAGCGAUCGCCUUAACCCCCCCCCCAACGCAUCUCCCGGUGCACAGCAGGGAGGAUCGGCGGAGCCUGGAUGCGCCUUCGCGGUACCGGCAGGAGGCGGCGGAUGCUCCGUUCGCCGCAGCCCCGACGGCGCGCCCGGCUGCAGCUCCCUCGCCGAGCCGGAGCGCGCAGCAGAAGCGCGCGCGGGGGGAAGGGGGCCCUCUGCGGGCCGCGGAUGGGGCGCCUUUCCGGGCCAAGCCAAGCCGGCCUGAUAGCCUCCAGAUCGGGGGCUAGACUCCCCCAGCGCCGGGCAUGUUCCUGCUUGCGGGUGGGAGAAAAGAGAGCAUCUCCCCCGACGCGCAGCAAGGUCCCUCCUGCGGAAGGUGCGCGCGCCCCUCUUUCCUCCUAGGCCAGCGAUUCGGAGUCACUCCGCAUCAGUGGCGGGGCAGGGGAACUUGGGCGAAGGGGCCUUUGCGCGAGUUUCCUGCGGCUCGGCGCAGAACUCGGAUUUCGCAAGUCCUUGCACCUUUAGCCCUCGCGGGGCAGCGUUCACACGUGACGCGCGCCAGGCGAGCGUUGCCACUUUCCUACCGCCGGAAAGCCCAGCGAGCCUGCCUCGCUACGCUUGGGGGAGGGGGCAGCAUGUCUGAAAAGCAGAGCAGCUGCCGGCCAAAAGAAGCCGCCUUGUGUCUAGGAGUCUCGCAUUUCCCAGGGACGUGGCUGCAGGCUGCAGAGACGCGCAGACAGGGUCAGCCAAGCAGGGACUGUCGCAGGUUUCGCUUCGCGGAGGUGCAAAGUUCGCAAGCGGCCUCCGUGGGAGGAAGCUCCUGCAGCCAAGAGCAUGCAAGCACUGCGGCCCCGAGUUAGCUUUUGCAAUCGGAGCCAAAUCCAUGCACAUUCCAUUCUGGCAGGUGUGCUCAAACCGCUACAUGCUCUGUGCAGCACACGCAUCUUGUGGCAGGGAGGGGAGCUCUUUGGCUGUGCAUGCCUCCUUUACAUGUGCUCUGUGCCUGCCUCAUAUGGCAGGCGCCUCCCCCAGCUGGUGCAAGAGCUCAGAGAGAGGUGCUUUUUCAGCACAGACCUGAGAGGACACGCUACCAGCCACACCAGGAUGCCUGGACCACGAUAUCUUGCUUGGCUAACUAGCCGUUAUAAAUGUCCAUAGUGAUCACUCAAAGUGUUAUAUGCGGACCAGCAUCCCCUUGUAAAGGCCAAGUCCUUGCUAGUUAAACAGAUCAACCGUGCCCUGUUAAAGCUUAUGCACACAAACUGCAGCAAGCACUAAUUAUCGUUGACUAUUCCAGACAGUUUAUCCUCCUCCCCCCCCCCACGCCACCUGAUUAUGAGCAGCAAAUGAGCUUGGGUUGCUCAUUUCCUUAGAAAAUCCAGCCUUGCACAUUAUAAUUUGCAGGAAAGAUCUUGAGAAAUGGGACCUUCAUGGUCCCAUCAUUCUGUAGGGGCUUUGGUGCAGUCCCUCCCCCCCCAGCUGUCAAUUAGUGUCCAGAACUUACUGGUUGCAUUUUCAGUCUUUAUUUUUGCCUCCGUUCUACCAGCAAUCUUGCCUGCUUUUAAUUUUAAUAGACUUAUUUUUUGAAAGGAAAACUGAAGUUGGCAGAAAAGGUUUUCUCUGAGCUAGGAGGGGAGAUAACAUUUGACAACACUGUUGUGAGGGGGAAUUUCAGAACGGAUCUACCUCGGCUCCGGUGCAUUUGAUUCUGGGGGUGCAAAGAUGUCAGAUGCCUCUGAUGACUGGGAAAGGAUAAGUGUAUUUGCAUCCACCCUGAAACAAGUAAAAAUGCCUCUAUCUCUGAAUUACUCCCCAGCGCGUUCAGUUGUGGGUCAGGAAGAUUGAUUUCCUCUCAUCUCUCCAUAAAGAAUAGUGAUAGUCUAAUAUUUUCAUCCUGUCUGAAAAAAUAAGAGGGAGCCUAGCGGAUUUCACUUGGGAGAGAAUAAAUACCACAACCCAGAAGACUGCAUUUUUCUCCCCCAUUUGCCUUAAUUUCAUGAGUUCAUAUGGGAGUUUCUGGGGGACGACAACACCACAUUUUAUUUCAAAAAACCCCAUAUGAACCAACCGGGCCUCUGUGAGGCCAUUUAAGGCUUUAAAGGUCAGCACCUGCACUCUAAAUCAAUGAAACAGAUAGACAACCAGCUCCAGUUACGCCCCGGCUGCUUCAGGCGUAGUGCAGUCCCGUUCAGAAUAGGUUAAAAAUCUUCGCACAAAUUUCCAAUAGUGCCUCCAUCUUAUAUGGUUCAAGUUCCGUUUGCUUAUCUCGCUCAUUCCUGAAUUAAUUGAGUGUUGCCUCUGUUGCCUCCACACAAUUUGUUGUUGUUGUUUAGUUGUUUAGCCAUGUCUGACUCUUCAUGACCCCAUGGACCAGAGCAUGCCAGGCACUCCUGUCUUCCACUGCCUCCCGCAGUUUGGUCAAACUCAUGCUGGUAGCUUCGAGAACACUGUCCAACCAUCUCGUCCUCUGUCGUCCGCUUCUCCUUGUGCCCUCCAUCUUUCCCAACAUCAGGGUCUUUUCCAGGGAGUCUUCUCUCUCAUGAGGUGGCCAAAGUAUUGGAGCCUCAGCUUCAGGAUCUGUCCUUCCAGUGAGCACUCAGGGCUGAUUUCCUUCAGAAUGGAUAGGUUUGAUCUUCUUGCAGUCCAUGGGACUCUCAAGAGUCUCCUUCAGCACCAGAAUUCAAAAGCAUCAAUUCUUCGACGAUCAGCCUUCUUUAUGGUCCAGCUCUCACUUCCAUACAUCACUACUGGGAAAACCAUAGCUUUUACUAUACGGACCUCACCUUGCCAGCAAACGUCCGUAUAGUAAAAGCUAUGGUUUUCCACACAAUAGAAGAUUUAAAAAAAAAACAACCUGAGAGGUGCCACAAACGUAUGGUUCUUCAGCCCAAACAUUCGGAUAACUUCUCCCACUGUUUCCAUGUAGAUGUUGAAAAGCAAGGGAGAUGAGAUGGAACCUUGUGGCAAGCUGGAAGCCAAUGGCCAUUGGGUGGAAGAUCAGGUCUCCCAGCACACCUUCUGGGAUCAGCCUCGCAGGUACAAGUGGAACCACUGCCAAACAGUGUCUCCUCAUCUCACCCUUGCAAGGCAUCCUAGAAGGAUAUCAUACAGAUAGUCAGUAGUCACGAAAGGCACUGAACGCUCCAGGAAAAUCCGACAGAGUCACAUUUUUCUCCCCACCCCAUUCUCCCAAGUGAUUGUCUAAAAAAGUACCCUGAAUAAUUGAGCAACAAUUAAUUUCAAGUAUUUUAUUUAAUGCAAGUAUCUGCAAAAGUUCCCUUUUGAGGAAUUUCCCCCUUUCCUGCAGAGGAGAAGACGCUUCUUCCAAAAUAAUGGCUGCCACAAUGACAGCACAUAGGAAGCCUGUUUUUGUUUCGGAACAAUUCGCUUUUAUUCAAGUGUCAAAUUAGUCGAGUAUUUAAUCAGCUGAGAUUUUGUUUGACUGAAUGACGGAUGUACUCGAUUUCUUUCCAACCUCAGUUUAAUAUACUGUUUUAGUGUGGUAAUCCUGUUACAGUGGUACCUCGGGUUACAUACGCUUCAGGUUACAUACAAUUCAGGUUACAGACUGCACUAACCCAGAAAUAGUGCUUCAGGUUAAGAACUUUGCUUCAGGAUAAGAACAGAAAUCGGGCUCCGGUGGCGCGGCGCCAGCAGGAGGCCCCAUUAGCUAAAGUGGUGCUUCAGGUUAAGAACAGUUUCAGGUUAAAAACAGACCUCCGGAACGAAUUAAGUACUUAACCUGAGGUACCACUGUACAUGGAAGUAAGCCACUCUGAGUUAAACACCAUUUGGACUUACUUCCAAGUAAAUGUAAACAGGAUUGUCCCCGAAUGAACAUGAAAUGCAUUGCGCACUUAGCGAUAAAAUCAUAAUGUGUGAGGUUUUUUUGUUUUUAAAAGUAUAAACGCUGUGUUUUAUUCAAGCAAUGAUUACAAAUAUGCCCAGUAUUAGAGAUGAAGCUGCAAGUACCCAAAUAGGUAAAGGGACCCCUGACCAUUAGGUCCAGUCGUGACCGACUCUGGGGUUGCAGCGCUCAUCUCGCUUUAUUGGCCGAGGGAGCCGGCAUACAGCUUCCGGGUCAUGUGGCCAGCAUGACUAAGCCACUUCUAGCAAACCAGAGCAGCACACGGAAACGCCGUUUACCUUCCCGCCGGAGCAGUACCUAUUUAUCUACUUGCACUUUGACGUGCUUUCGAACUGCUAGGUUGGCAGGAGCUGGGACGGAGCAACGGGAGCUCACCCCGUCGUGGGGAUUCGAACUGCCGACCUUCUGAUCGGCAAGCCCAAGAGGCUCAGUGGUUUAGACCACAGCGCCACCCUCGUCCACCCAAAUAGAUAAUUGGGGCUAAACUGUACACAGAACUAAUUGUAGGCCGGAAUCAAAAGAGUUAAAUUUAUACGAUAAUGCUGAGGUUGCUCCUAAGGGCCUAACUAUACUUGACACUAAUUUCAUUGCUUGCAGUCAGUUUUUCUUUAUUUAAUUACAAGAAUAGCCCUCCCACCCCUUUCCCCAUUUGAUAGGCUUAGGGAAAGGUUCCCAUUGGCCCCUAAGACUUGCUGCAUGCAAGCAGGAGUGCUCUUCAAGAUCCUGGCAAGGGAGAGGAGGAUUCAGGUUUCCUUCCCUAUACACUACCAAGAGUAAUCACGGGGGAGGAAGUAAUAAAUAACAGUGAUAUGUCAUCAUAAUCAAGCAACAUAUAAUUAGCAUCUCUUGGAAGUUAAGACCUAAAGCCCCAUUGCUUUAUAUAUCUUGGCUAGCUUUAGAUGCAAAGGGAUGUGUAUGUGAGAGAGAGGGGGGUGGACAAAUGUAUGGAAAAGUGAGCUAUUAAUGGAUACUAGGCGCAGGGGCUGCUUGCUCCCUCCCAAGUUCAGAGGCAGUGUGCCUUUGAAUGUCAGUUGCCAGGGAACAAAGCAGAAAGUGCAUUGCAUUCACAUCUUCCUUGUGGGCUUCAUAUGGAGAACUGUAGUUACAAACAAACUGUAGUUUGAACUUGGUAGGCUUAAUCCAACAAGGCUCAUCUUUAUAUUCUUACGUAAGUUCAGCGUUUUAACAAGCAGAUCUCUUCUCGUGUCUACUUUAGCCCUUGUCUUUUCUAGCUGGGAAAGCAGGUAAAGGUAAAGGUCCAGUCGUGGCCGACUCUGGGGUUGCGGCGCUCAUCUCGCUUUAUUGGCUGAUGAAGCCGGCGAACAGCUUCCAGGUCAUACGGCCAGCAUGACUAAGCCGCUUUUGGUGAACCAGAGCAGCGCACGGAAACGCCGUUUACCUUCCCACCGGAGCAGUACCUAUUUAUCUACUUGCACUGGUGUGCUUUUGAACUGCUAGGUUGGCAGGAGCAGGGACCGAGCAAUGGGAGCUCACCCCGUCAUGGGGAUUUGAACCGCCAACCUUCUGAUCAGCAAGUCCUAGGCUCUGUGGUUUAACCCACAGCGCCACCCAUGUUGGGAAAGCAGGUAUAAAAUGAAAAUAGAAAAUAGGAACUAUCAACACGGUGGUUAGCAAGCCAUGGGCUGUGAAACGGUAUGAAGUUUGAGCCCUGGUCCGAUACCAUGCAGAGGCAGAGGAAAAUUGUAUUUUUAAUUGCAGGAGUUGUCCAGGUUGUGCCAGAAAGCUAGACCAGGUUCAUCAAGUCCACGGACCACUUUCCCUCCCUGCUGAGGCACGUGGGAACAAAAUCUGCUUCUAGACGUGGUUUUGAAUUUAUUGCCAGCUACUGUGAGGUGUUUUAAUUACUCCUUCCUCUUGGGUAUCAAUGCUCAGGGAAAGAGAGAAGAAUCUUUGAAGUGACUGGUGGUGCCAUUGCAGAAGGUUUGACUCUUGGGUUCUUGGUCUGUUCUUCCAUGAUGAAUGCCUUCUGGCCGGAGACCAGUUGCCCUGAUCCUGAGGGAGGCGUAUGUUUGGCAGAAGUCUUGCAAACCUGAUCAGGAAGGCUUUAAACAUUAUCGUGAAGUGAAGGGCGAUGCAAUAGGCAAUGUAAUACUAGAAGAUAGCACAGCAACAGGUAUAAUAAUAAUAAUAAUUUAUUAUUUGUACCCUGCCCAUCUGGCUGGGUUUCCCCAGCCACUCUGGGCGGCUUCCACAAAAAGAAAAAAUACACUAAGAUGUCACACAUUAAAAACUUCCCUGAACAGGGCUGCCUUAAGAUGUCUUCUGAAUGUCAGGUAGUUGUUUAUCUCUUUGACAUCUGAUGGGAGGGCGUUCCACAGGGCGGGCGCCACUACCGAGAAGGCCCUCUGCCUGGUUCCCUGUAGCUUUGCUUCUCGCAGUGAGGGAACCGCCAGAAGGCCCUCGGAGCUGGACCUCAGCGUCCGGGCAGAACGAUGGGGGUGGAGGCGCUCCUUCAGGGAUAUUGGGCCGAGACCGUUUAGGGCUUUAAAGGUCAACACCAACACUUUGAAUUGUGCUCGGAAACGUACUGGUGAGUGACUGAAAACGGGCAAAGUGAGUUAGUGCAUCUGGCUCUUAACCAGAAGGUGCGUUGCACAAAGUAAGGCUAGAUGGCCUUGAGGUUUCCUUCAGCUCUACAGUUCUAUGAUUCCAGUAUGUAGGGGAAAACAACAAGGCGGAAGCUGGCGUGUAGAAGCCAUGGUUUGCAGUGUCUGUGCGAAAGCACAGAAUAUGGGAGAGAAGCAUAUGUAUACCCAGUAUACCUGAAGGAGCGUCUCCACCCCCAUCAUUCAGCCCGGACAGUGAGGUCCAGCGCCGAGGGCCUUCUGGCGGUUCCCUCAUUGUGAGAAGUGAGGUUACAAGGAACCAGACAGAGGGCCUUCUCGGUAGUGGCGCCUGCCCUGUGGAACGCCCUCCCAUCAGAUGUCAAGGAAAUAAACAACUACAGUGGUACCUCAGGUUACAUAUGCUUCAGGUUACAAACUCCGCUAACCCAGAAAUAGUACCUCUGGUUAAGAACUUUGCUUCAGGAUGAGAACAGAAAUCGUGCUCCGAUGGUGCGGCAGCCCAUUAGCUAAAGUGGUGCUUCAGGUUAAGAACAGUUUCAGGUUAAGAACGUACCUCUGGAACGAAUUAAGUACUUAACCCGAGGUACCACAGUACCUGACUUUUAGAAGACAUCUGAAGGCAGCCCUGUUUAGGGAAGUUUUUAAUGUUUGAUGUUUUAUCGAGUUUAAUAUUCUUUUGGGAGCUACUCAGAGUGACUGGGGAGACCCGGCCAGAUGGCCAGGUAUAAAUAAUAAAUUAUUAUUAUUAUUAUUAUUAUUAUUUUAUAUAUGGGGUACUGAUAGGAUGAGAUGGUGUCUUAAGAUUCGCAUAUAUUCUGGGAGAAUGUAAUAGGUAGAGCAUUCACAGGGAAUAUGAGGUCACUUGGGCAAGAACUAGGAUCAGAAAGAGGUUUUAAAGAGGUUUUUGACCAGGUAGGCAGAUUGAGACAAAGGUCUCUCUUCAUACAGAUUGUUGUUGUUGCCAAUUGUUAUUACAACUACUACUGCUGUUAUAAAAACCAUUGCAUAUAGAAAACUCGAAUGGCAGCGAGAAGUUUAGAUUAGUACCCUUCUCCCUAACACCUACUCUUCCGUGUGUGAUGCUUUUGUGUGGUUUUAUAAUUUGUAGGAAGCCACCCAGUUAGAUGGGUGGCAUAAUAAUAAUAAUAAUAAGAAGAAGAAGAAGAAGAAGAAGAAGAAGAAGGAGCUUCUUUUAUUUGGUGGAGACUUGUGGGCCCCCUAAUGCACUCUUAAAUGGUACUUAGUAGAGACAGAUAGUGGGACGUGGGUGGCGCUGUGGGUUAAACCACAGAGCCUAGGACUUGCCAAUCAGAAGGUUGGCGGUUCGAAUCCCCGCGAGAGGGUGAGCUCCCAUUGCUCCGUCCCUGCUCCUGCCAACCUAGCAGUUCAAAAGCACGUCCAAGUGCAAGUAGAUAAAUAGGUACCACUCCAGCGGGAAGGUAAACGGUGUUUCCGUGUGCUGCUAUGGUUUGCCAGAAGAGGCUUAGUCAUGCUGGCCACAUGACCCGGAAGCUGUACGGUGGCUCCCUUGGCCAGUAAAGCGAGAUGAGCGCCGCAACCCCACAGUCGGCCACGACUGGACCUAAUGAUCAGGGGUCCCUUUACCUUUGCCUUAUAAUUUGUUGGAAGCUGCCCAGUUAGAUGGGUGGCAUAAGAAGAAGAAGAAGAAGGUUCUUUUAUUUGGUGGAGACUUGUGGGCCCCCUAAUGGUACUCAGUAGAGACAGUGAGUAGAGGAAGCCAAAAUGAUGCCAAUUCACCUCAAAGACUUUCUGCAGGUGGUGGGUAGAAGAGGAGGUGGCAGAGGCAGGCAGCCAUGCACACCAACCCACCAAGUAUCAUUGUGAUGUAUCUUCAGGAACGGCGUGUCCUGUUGCGAUAGAUUUGUUUUAUUUGGGGAUGUGAAAAAAGCUUUCUGAAGGCCGGUGUCCCCAAAGCUUGCCGGUCUUGGCUGCGUAAAACAGUCAGAAGAGGGUGAAUAUUGCAUAUGCUUGUUUCAGUGAAGUAGUGGUUAAUGCCAUUACUUCCUUGAUCCCAUGAUACCAGAAACCUACAAGCCUAUAUUCUAUGUCUAGGUGAGCCAUGAGUUGUAGCUACCCAGCUCCAGGCAUUCCUGGAUGAAUCUGGUUAUCUAGAUGCCAAUCCAUCAAUACAAUCAGAACCUGUUUUGGAGAAGGUUAUAAUAAUAAUAAUAAUAAUAAUAAUAAUAAUAAUAAUAAUAAAUUAUUUAUUAUUUAUACCCCGCCCAUCUGGCUGAGUUUCCCCAGCCACCCUGGGCGGCUUCCAAUCAAGUGUUAAAAACAAUAUAUUAUUAAAUAUUAAAAAGUUCCCUAAACAGGGCUGCCUCCAGAUGUCUUUUAAAAAGAAGAUAGCUGCUUAUUUCAUUCACAUCUGAAGGGAGGGCCCUCUGUCUGGUUCCCUGUAACCUCACUUCUCGCAAUGAGGGAACCGCCAGAAGGCCCUCAGGGCUGGAUCUCAGUUUCCGGGCUGAACGAUGGGGGUGGAGAUGCUCCUUCAGGUAUACAGGACUGAGGCCAUUUAGGGCUUUAAAGGUCAGCACCAACACUUUGAAUUGUGCUCGAAACGUACUGGGAGCCAAUGCAGAUCUCUCAGGACCGGUGUUAUGUGGUCCCGGUGGCCACUCCCAGUCACCAGUCUAGCUGCCGCAUUCUGGAUUAAUUGCAGUUUCCGGGUCACCUUCAAAGGUAGCCCCACAUAGAGUGCAUUGCAGUAGUCCAAGCGGGAGAUAACUAGAGCAUGCACCACUCUGGCAAGACAGUCUGUGGGCAGGUAGGGUCUUAGCCUGCAUACCAGGUGGAGCUGGUAGACAGCUGCCCUGGAUACAGAAUUGACCUGUGCCUCCAUGGACAGCUGUGAGUCCAAAAUGACUCCCAGGCUGCGCACCUGGUCCUUCAGGGGCACAGUUACCCCAUUCAGGACCAGGGAAUCCCCCACACCAGCCCGCCCCCUGUCUCCCAAAAACAGUACUUCUGUCUUGUCAGGAUUCAACCUCAAUCUGUUUCAAAGGUUGCACUACCUAUGAAAAAAACAGGUUCCCAAUGUUCUGUAUCUGACUUUAUUCCUGGAUUCUCAGGUGGCAGCUGUGACCAGGAGUGUCUCUGUACAGUUUGACCAACUGUGCCCGUUUCUAGGGAUGGCAGACUUGGCCGCAGUCAGACGGCCUGGACCUCUGUAACUUGGUCUCCUUUGUCAGAAACUGCUGCUAGGACAAAAUGCUACCGCUGGACAAUUGAUUGGUGUUGGUUUUUUGGUGUGUGUGGCAGGUAUUGCUGUUAUCGUACCGCUUGCCUACGACUUUUGUGGUGGCAAGUAUUGAUGUGAUCCCACGGCUGCCACCACUUUUGUGGCGAUCACACAGGGUCCCCGGACGUUUGACGGUCUAUUGAUCCCUGUGCCACCACUGUGAUUGCUUUCCCGCUGCCACCAACCCGUUUCUCUCGGCUACACACAGAGUCCAGACAGUUGUUAACAUUAACAAAUAAUCAAGUUUAUUUUUAUAAGCAUGAACAAGUUUAAGGUUUCAGUUAAUUUUUCUUGGCAGUUUUUCAAUCUUAGUUUCUUUACUGACCUAUACAUUCCUAACAACUUCAAACUGGUUAUCCCAACUAUCUGUCUGACUCCACCUAACAGUUCCUCUCACUCUCUCACAACACAACUCGAUCAACCCACAGACUUAUCCUCCCUCUUCCUUCUCCAACUCCCAACUCUCAACUGACUUCCACACAACUCUAACUCUAACUCCUCCCCUUGGGUUCCCACUGGCCAAUCACUUCACACUCAUUUAACCCUUUCCUUAUGACCCACCUAGGAGGCAAACGCCACAGUGUGCCUUUGACUUCUUUUUUGCAUCAAUUGCACUGGCUGUUGGUCUGUUUGCAAAUGCAGUUCAAAAUUGCCCCCCAAACUCCAAAGGAACCUUUAAUGAUGCUGCCCAUUCACUGAGGUCAUUUGCAGAAGAUGCCCAGGUGGAAAGGAACAGGGCCUUCUCAGUGGUGGCACCCAGCCUUUGGAACCCCCUUCCCCAGUAUAUCAUACCCCCGCCAUGGACAUUCUGUAAUAUACUCAAUAUUAUUUUAUGUUAAUACCGUAGGUUUUUUUGCCUGCUGACACCCUUUCAGUUGUUGUUGUUCUGUGUGUGUUUGUUUUAAAACAUGUUUGUUUAUUUUCAAAUAUAGAAAUACAUGGGCACAAAUGCAGAUUAAUACAGUAAAGCAGACAUUAAGACAGAAGCCAAAAAAGAAAAAACCAAACAUCUUUAAUAGACAAUUCCAUGUGGCUGCAUGAUCCUGAAGCUAGGAGGGAUACUUUCUCAUAUCUAUCUAUCUAUAUAUAUAUAUACAUACACGCAUAUAUGUGUGUGUGUAUAUAUAUAUAUAUAUAUAUAUAUAUAUAUGUAAAGACUGAGGUUAUUUUUGUAGGGGUGUUGCUGUUUGCUACUCCAUCAGUUAUUAAUUAUGACUCAUGCUUUUAUAUUUUUACACUUUUUUUUUUAGCUGCUUUGGGCGGUUCAAAUUCUAAAUAAGAAAGGCUGCAAUUUAAGUUCUUUUAUUAACAAAUAAUUAGAUUUUCAGAGGUGUUAGCUCUCCUUCCCAGUUUUACAGAUGACAUCAGAUGGAGAGGGAAACAUGUUGGAAUAAAUUAAAUGAUCAGGAAAGAAUGGAAAGCUGAGCUGAAACGAACAAAAUCAAAUUAAACAGAGAAAUAGAAACUUCUGUGUUGUGGCAAAGCAAAAUAAUUCAGUGCAUGUGUAUAGGAUUGGGAGAGAGGACCCUAGCUAGCUUCACAAUAGUAAAUUUGAACAGGAUCUCAGGUUUGCAGCUGAUCACAAGUUGAACAUGAGUCAGCAGUGUGAUGCAGCUGUGGGGGGGAGGUUAAUGCCAUUUUAGGCUGUAUUAAUAGAACCAGGGUUUCCAAGACACACGAAGCCAUAGUUCCACUUUAUUCCGCACUAGUCAGACCUCAUUUUAAUUGCUGUGCCCAAUUCUGGGUGCUACACUCUAGGAAAUGACCUUUGGAUAUCUAGAGAGCCAGAGAUGUGCCAUAGGAGAAUGCAGAGAAACAGAAUGAAUUACAGUGGUACCUCGGGUUACAUACGCUUCAGGUUACAGACUCCACUAACCCAGAAAUAGUGCUUCAGCUUAAGAACUUUGCUUCAGGAAGAGAACAGAAAUCGUGCUCCGGCGGCUCAGCGGCAGCAGGGAGGCCCCAUUAGCUAAAGUGGUGUUUCAGGUUAAGAACAGUUUCAGGUUAAGAACGGACCUCCGGAACGAAUUAAGUACUUAACCGAGCUCGAUGUGAUCAGCCUAUUAGACAAAAUAAAAACCGACAAAUCACCAGGUCCAGAUAACAUACAGACAUCCCUCAGAUCAGCCCAAGAACUGGAAAGUAGCCAUUGUCACACCGGUUUUCCCAAAGGGAUCCAGGGGUGUGUGGAAUCCUGGACAUUACAGACCGAUUAACCUAGCAUCCGUCCUGGGAUAACUGGUGGAAAGUAUUGUUAAAGAUAAAAUAGCCACACACUUUGCUGAACCAGAGUCAAUGUGGUUUCUGCAGAGUGUGUUCUCCUUCAUGGUGGGGGCAAACCAGACAUCCCUCUGUUGCUGGGCGGGUUAGUUUGGAUGGCCACGAAUCUUAUUGGGCACCUCUUGGUCGUUAGGGAGAAUUUGAUGUUGCAAUUUAUGAUUGACAGGCCAAGGGGCUAUUUAUUCCCUGCGCGCAGCGUUGAGCUGCCUCUUUUCGCUGCGCGCAUCGGAUCACCCACCCACCCUCCCUAUAUUUAGGCCUGUUUGCAUUGACCUUGCUAUGCCUGUCAUGGGGUCGUCUGCUUUGGGGCAGGGGCCUGGUAGAAUUUUUUCCAGUUGGCUGAUUAGGUUUUUGCCUACUGCGUAGCAAAUUGUCACAACUUGUAAGGUUGCGGUUAGGCAUUGGUUAAAUUUGGUUGGCGGAGGCAGUAUGGUUGGCUUUGCCUGCCCCUCCAAUGCUGCUGCUGCUGCAAGCGUAUUCCGUUAAAGCAGUGUUUCUCAACCUGUGGGUCCCCAGAUGUUGUUGGACUACAACUCCCAUCAUUCCUAGCCAGCAUGACCAGUGGUCAGGGAUGAUGGGAGUUGUAGUCCAACAACAUCUGGGGACCAACCGCUGCGUUAAAGGAAUCCAGGGUCUCGCCAUGCUCUUGUCCGAACCCCUGUCAAGGGGCUAGGGCCAUGCAAGAGCCCCUGGGAGCAUUAUCUCCCCAAAAAUGUUUACUCUUACUGACUUCCGCAGGCUUGCGGUUGUCAGUUCUGUUCCUACCUCUGUGUGGGAACAGAUAGUCGCAAACCAAUGCCUAAGCAACCACUCACAUUCUGUAAUCAAUAAAGUUGCGGCCCAAAAUUAUGCCAAAAACCCGAAACAAAAAUUCUGUGUGAAUUGCGUUUUAUUUGAGGGUGGCUUGGGGACCUCAACACGCAAGGGCCAGUCCGGUUUCAAAAACCUAUAAGAGUUCUUGGAGAGUGUCCACAAGCCGAUAGCUAGAGGUGAUCCAGUUGUCAGUGGAACUCAGAUGGAAGGUGAGUUCCUUGGAUGUUUUUGAAGCAGAGUUUGGAUGGUCACCUGUCAUGGAUGCUUUAGCUCAGUGUUCCCCAACUCCCGGGCCAUGGCCCGGUGCCGGUCCGUGGAUCAAUCGGCACCGGGCCGCCUGAGGAACUUCAAAUCAUUUCACUGUGGCGGGCGGCCGAGGCGCAGAGCUUUGCGCCCUCUCAAGCCCACCCAUUGUGUGACAAUAGCGAAUGAAAAUUCGCUAUUGUUACACUGAUGCUCCUCCUGGCCAAUCAGGGAGCGGGUCCUCCCGCUUCCUGAUUGGCCGAAAGGCAAACCUCACGCCAUUGGCCGAGGAGGAGGCGCCACGGGAGGACUGAGGACUCGAGGUCGGAGACGCGGGGACUGAAGAGAAGCUGCCGUGAGGUAAGUGCACGGAGGGGGGGGGACUCGCCACGGAAAAAUUAUCAAACAUUUACCGGUCCGCGGCGAUAAAAAGGUUGGGGAGCACUGCUUUAGCUGACAUUCCUGCAUUGCAGGGGGUUGGAUGAGAUCACGCUUGUGAUCUCUUGCAACUCUACAAUUCAAUGAUUUUAGAACACUAUGGACUUAAGGCUUUCAAAAAGCUUUGAACAAGGUACAGUGGUACCUGGGGUUAUAGACGCUUCAGGUUACAGACUCCGCUGACCCAGAAAUAGUACCUCGGGUUAAGAACUUUGCUUCAGGAUGAGAAGAGAAAUCGUGUGGCGGCGGCAGCGGGAGGCCCCAUUCGCUAAAGUGGUGCUUCAGGUUAAGAACGGAGCUCCAGAACGAAUUAAGUUCUUAACCUGAGGUACCACUGUACCUUAGCAGUCAAGGAAUAAGAGGAAAGUUCUUUUUGUGGAUCAGGAAUUGGUUACGUUGCAGGAAGCGAAGACUAAUGGACAGUUAGUUCUCUGAAUGGAAAGUUGUCAAAGUGGAAUCUCCCAAGGAUUGGUUUAUGUCAGGGGUCAGCAAAUGUUUUCAGCAGGGGGCCGGUCCACUGUGCCUCAGAACCUGUGGUGUGCCAGCUAUAUUUUGAAGAAGAAGAAGAAAAAAGAACGAAUUCCUAUACCCUACAAGUAAUCCAGAGAUGCAUUUUAAAUAAAAGCACACAUUCUACUCAUGUAUAAACACGCUGAUUCCCGGACCGUCCACGGGCCGGAUUGAGAAGGUGGUUGGGCCAGAUCCGGCCCCUGGGCCUUAGUUUGCCUACCCUUGGUAUAUAUGUCAGGUGGUGGUGUGGUUGCUCGAGAGCAAACAGGCAAGACUCCAACCUGUCUUUUCCAGUCUUUAUUAUCUGUACAAACUAUUUACAAUGCAGAGCAUCGCAAGUCCAUGUCUGCUCAGUCGCUAGCAGAAUCUGGGAGUGGGCGGUCCUUAUACCUUCCCCAGCAUAACAGUCGUGUGACCCCCAUCCUUCUCCUCCUCUCUCUGCGCGCAAACCUACUGCGCAGCGUGGGUGCUGGCAAAGGGGGAGUUGCCUCCCCUCCCCUUUGCUCAGGCCCCGUGUUGAAGCUCUCCCUAGCAUCUUCUGGUCCCUGCGCCCCUUCCCCGCUGGAGGUGGGGCUUCCCUCCUCGCCAGAGGAAGAGCUGCUUCGCAAGAUCUUCGGAGGCUCCCUGUAACACCACUGCCCUUCCGCCUCUCGCCUUUGAGCUGAUGGCAGUUCCCUGACAAUAUGCUUUUUAACUUGCUCAUGAAUUAUCUAGAGUUAGGAGUGAGCAGUGAGGUGGCCACGUUUGCUGAUGCUGUGAAAUAUUUUGGGGGUGUUAAAACCAAAAGAGUUUGUGAAGAUCUCUAAAGGGACCUCUUCAUACGGAGGGAACGGGCGGCAAAACGACGAAUGCAACUCAGUGUAAACAAGUGUAAAAGCAGGCCUGGUGGUGCCUAAUACCUUUAUUUCACAUGUGCAGUCAUGUAACCUCUCAACUGACAGUGACUGGCCAGGAACGAGACCUUUGGGUUGUAGUGGAUAGCUCCAUGAAUAUGUCAACCCAGCUGUGAAAAUGGUAGUUUAGCAGCGAUGGGCAACCCUUUUUCCAUUGAAAACCUCAGGGUUGAGGGGGGUCACAUUCUGGCACAAACAGAGCCAUUGAUGGGUGGAUCUGGAGAUUAAAGUCCUUCCAGUAGCACCUUUGUUGUCGUUUAGUCGUGUCCAACUCUUUGUGACCCCAUGGACCAGAGCACGCCAGGCACUCCUGUCUUCCACUGCCUCCCGCAGUUUGGUCAAACUCAUGCUAGUAGCUUUGAGAACACUAUCCAACCAUCUCAUCCUCUGUCGUCCCCUUCUCCUUGUGCCCUCCAUCUUUCUCAACAUCAGGGUCUUUCCCAGGGAGUCUUCUCUUCUUAUGAGGUGGCCAAAGUAUUGGAGUCUCAGCUUCAGGAUCUGUCCUUCCAGUGAGCACUCAGGGCUGAUUUCCUUCAGAAUGGAAAGGAUUGAUCUUCUCGCAGUCAGUAGCAUCUUGGGGACCAACUAAGUUUGUUGUUGGUAUGAGCUUUUGUGUGCAAGCACACUUCUUCAGAUACCUCCGAAAGCUCAUACCAGUAACAAACUUAGUUGCUACUGGAAUAAUUUUUUUUUAUUUUGUUUCGACUACGGCAGACCAACACGGCUACCUACCUGUAACUGGAGAUUAAAGUGUUCAGGACUGACUAAUCUGUCAUAAAGUCCACCCCACUUCAGUUUCCCCCAUAGCUCCCAGUUUGAUCUCAGACCCUUAGAGGGAAAGUCUUUGCCACAAGCUAUACAACCACAUUAAAAAAAUAAUCCAUGAAUUUAUUUUUAUUCAGUUGUUUUGAAACUACAUAGAAACGAGGGGUGGGGGGCUAGGUUAAUCUAAAACAGAAGUGGAGGCUCCCAGAUUCCUCCUCACAGCCAUUCUGGGGGUGGGGGGUGGGAGGAAUGUUCAGUUAAAGGGAGAAAGUCUUGUUUUUAUAACCAUUGAACAGGCCUCUGUUUUGAGAUGAUGCAUUUUAAAAAGUAAUUGAAGCUAGAAGACUCUCUUAAGUGAACAAAGCAGCACAUUUUUUUAAAUGUUUAAAAGGCCUGUUCUAUAAGCAAAGUGAAAUACAUUGUGCAAAGAAUGUUUGCUGUAUGAUAUCUGUGACUUUUGGGUUUGUGUUCCAAAAUCAACACUGAAUUCUCUUUUCUGACAGGUAUCGUUUAUUUCUCUUCCUUAUCUCCAUAGUAAUGUGCUUUGUUGUGACCAAGUCCUUGCUGCUGACCUGCUGUUUGCCCUUCUUUCUAAUGGGUAUGAGGUACUACUUCAGUAGAAAAGUUAUCCUCAGCUAUCUGGAGUGCGCACUGAAUACGGACAUGUCUGAUAUUGAGCAAUAUUACAUGAAAUCGCCAGGUGAGUAAUAUGUCCAUGGAAGGAUCAGUAACUGAACAUCUUUCAUUGUCUCGUCAUGACGGAGGGUUCUUUUAAUUGCUAAGAAUACGGCAAUUUCUUCUAAAGAAGAAAAGUGUUUAUAUUUAAACAGGAUUCCAAAAAUCAGUGGAAACGUCUCAUCUGUUUUUUAUUUGUACUUGGGUUCAAAUGGAAGUUUAAAACCUCCUUGGUUUGUAUUGUUGGAAAAUAUACAUAGUUCUGUUUUAUGGAACUUGAGUUUCUCUCUCCUUUCAAGUGAUUUGUAUGUCUUUCAUAACAGUAGCGCACAAAGUCUUAAAGAAACUCUCAGGACACAGAUCUAUGGAAGAGCCACUCUGCGUUAGGCCUGGAAAUUCCAGUAGUUAGUUCUUUUGCACAUUAUCUGUGUUCAGGUCAGCUCCUGCACAUCUAAAAGGCAUGCGAGCCAGACACAGGGAAUAUUUAUCCAUCUGUGGUGCUAUUCUUUGGAAAUUCCUCAACUGUAAUUGGGACAGAUUUGUGCAACGAGUGUUCAGCUCUCAUUCAUUGUGGGGAUAAAGGACUCCUUUGAGAAACUUGCUAGAGUAAGAACAGCUGAGCGCUUGGUUUUAAAAACAUUGCUCCUCUUUUGAGAGUGCCAAAUUAUUUUUAAAACUCUCUGCUAUCUAUUCCUAUAUCUACCGAUAUAUACCCGCUUGUAUUCAGUAAGCAUACUGAGCCUCUCAGGUAAUUCUUGUAACACAUUUAUGUGCAGAUCUAUAUAUUGGAACGGGGUUGCUAUCAGCUCAAAGUCUAGUAAUUUUGCUCAACCAUGUUAUGGGUCAGGAAUAAAAAAACCCUAAAACUUGAAUCUGUUUAAUUAGUGACCAGCUAUCAAAGCAUGUUCAGUUUUUCACUCUGGAAACAGCACAGACACUAUCAUGCGCGGAAUCUGGGGGCAUAUGAGUUUCUUUCGCCACUAGUGAAUGUUUUCAGCAUUUAACUGUCAUGAACACUGAUGACUGUGAAUUGCUCCCACCGAAGAGGAAAGAGAUUUUGCUCUAGGGAAGGACUGCAGUACGAAUGGUCUGGCAGAUGAUUUAUUCCCCUAGACUGCAAGGAAGGAGUGUGAAUUUCUGUGGCGGGCUUUGGGUUUGAUAACCAUGGUUGGUAGGAAGUUAGUGUUACAUCACCAGCAAUGCAGCUUUUGCUUGGUCUACAGGAGUGGGAUGUGGGAGAAUAGUAUUGUUAAGCUGUAUUGUAUUUAAGAUAUUUGAAAAAAAAAUAAUAAACAUUACUGGGGGGGGAGAGGUGUGGGAUGUCAGUGUAAAUUCUAAACUGGAGGCAGUUUUGUCACUUGUAUGUAUUGUAGGUGUGUGUGUGUGUGUGUGUGUAUAAACACACACACACAUAUACAUACAUAUAUAUGUAGGUAUGUAUUUUUUUUUUAAAUAAAUGCUUGCUGUUCCUGGAAGUGUGACUUUAACAUUGCUUAGGAUAUAAGCUCGCUUUAUUUUGGUAGAAAGGAAAGCUUGGGUUUUGUUGGCUGCUGUUUUCACUUUUGGAGGAUAUUUUUAAUUUGCUAUACUUAAUGUGUGAAGAUUCUUAUAACAUUGAUUAGACUAAUUCCCUGGAAAACAAAUUUUAUACUUCUGCUUUAUCAGUACUGUAUUCCGCCCCGCCCACCCCCAACUUGAACUUGAAUAAGGCAAAAUAUCAUCUAGCACAAUGGACCAAAUAUACAGUACUAAUGAUCAGAACCCAAUAACAAUAACCUAAAAACUGCCUCUGCCCAGAAUAUUUGUUCUACAUUACAGUUGCGGGUUGUUAUGGCUCCACAAGGAGCUAAUUACUUAGGGUCAUGAUUUAUUCCAAAAUAUAGGAAUGCAUUUGCAUGAAGUUGCUGUAAUGUUCUUCCUCAACUAUUUUGGAAGGAAUGUGUAAGAUUUCGGGACGGCAUUUUAAUGGCAUUCCAUGCGAAAUCCUGUUUGCCAAAGUGCUAGGGAAGAGUUAGAAACUAUACUGCAUUUGUUACUGUUGUGUAAUUUUUGUAGAGAAAAAACGAAGCGGAUUUCUUUGCCCCUUGAUUGCUUCCAUCCCAGGAUGGUCUUUAGAGUAGCAUACAGCCUUCCGGGUCAUGAAAUUAACUGCUUAACUGAAUGAGUUUUCAAAGUUUGUGUCUCAGGGUUGCAUGAUUCAUAAAGCAACUUUUAGAGAAUCCUUAAGAGUUUUUGAUUUUAAUUUUUACCUGCAUUUUUUGACGAAGAAAAACGUGCUGCUUGCUCUUAUACUUCCUUGCAUUUUUUGGGUUCCUUUACCCCUUAUUGUAUGGAGUCCCGUCGGAGACAAGGCGGUGCAUAAAAAAUAAAUAAUAAAAACAAUUUCUAUUUUUUUACUUGAAGGUAUGUGGAGUAUCAGUAAACUUGAUCUGACAAUUACUCAUUAGCAAAAUAAAGAUACCCAUAUUAAGCCAUAACAUAUUGCAUCUGGUCGUUACACCUUUAAUCUGAGUCAGAAGACCUGGCUUUGACGGCUGGCUCCACCAAACGUGAUCCAAAGCAAAUCUUCAUGAUCUGCCACAUACUUCCAACAUUACAAACCACUUACGCAUACAAAGCAUUCUGUUCAUCCUUGGGGGCUGGACACAAGGACAUGGCGCCCCAGCAGCCUCGCCUGACUCCCUGCAACUUCUUUCCUUUUAACUUUUUACUAUAGAGCAGAUGCGUUGUUGUGAUAGCUUCAGGCAGCCCCACCCCCUCCAGAUGAUUCUGGGGGAAGGAAAGCUGGCAAGGGUGACGGUUGUGCCUCGUGCCAACUGUACCUCUGCAGUGAAAAGCUGAAAGAAAGCAGAAUGUCACCCUCUGCCUUGAAGCGGCAAGGCCUCCACUCUUCCCGAAGUGGAAACAGAGGAGGAUUGGGGAAUGUUUUUCAGCUCGGGGUCUGAUUUCCGCAGGGCAAGGCAGGCCAGGCAAUGUGUUGCAGCACCAUGGAGAGCUCCUACGUGAGGCACUUGCCCCAGCAGAGGCUAGAGGUGGACUGAGGCCUUUGGAGCCUCUGCCUCCAGUCCACCUAUCCGUGGCUCUGUCUGCUGGGAUGCGGGUGGCGCGGCCCUCUUGGGCUUGCCGAUCAGAAGGUCGGUGGUUCGAAUCCCCGCGACGGGGUGAGCUCCCAUUGCUCUGUCCCAGCUUCUGCCAACCUAGCACUUCGAAAGCACACCAGUGCAAGUAGAUAAAUAGGCAGGAAGGUAAACGGCGUUUCUGAGCGCUCUGGUUUCCGUCACGGUGUUCUGUUGCGCCAGAAGCGGGAAGAAGCCGCAUGACCCAGAAAGCUGUCUGUGGACAAAUGCCGGCUCCCUCGGCCUGAAAGCGAGAUGAGCGCCGCAACCCCAUAGUUGCCUUUUUGACUGGACUUAACAGUCCAGGGGCUCUGUCUACACAGCCUUGAAGGCCAGCCCUCUGGCCUGCAGACAGGCUACUCUUCUGCAAUCCCUGGCCUCCCACAAUGGCGCUGUUGAACCGGCAAGGUAUGUUAGGAGGCACUUGGCUCCUCAGGCUCGGGGAACGGUGGCCAUGAAAGUUUCCAGCCCUGGCUCUGUGGACCUGAGUUGUGGUCCAGGGGACUCCUACUCACCAACCUCAGAUCUAGUGGCCUCUUGUCAUCAGGCUCAGCGUCAGGUACCUUCUGCAACCUCUGAUUCUGCGUCUUGAUCAUGGCUGGACCCCGGGGUCAUGAUUAUUGCUUUCCUUUCUGGCAGCCUUCCAGUGGUGGGCAGGACUUAGAGCAGUGAGUGUAACAUAUCUUCUUCUUUUUGCUCGCACCACAGCGAAUUUUUUAUUGAUGAGAAAUACACUGGAAAACAAAAAGAAACAACUAACGGUGCUUGAUUUACAACACAGAACGCAACUACUUUAUAGCAUGACUAUGGAACAUCCACAAAGUACAAAACAAUUCAGCUGCCUAAGAACACAAACCAUUUCCAAUAUAUAAUUAUAAACAACUCUGUUACAUAUGUACUUUAAGUAUGUGUACAAACUUAAUGAGAGGUGAGAGUUUGAUUUUGGUGGCUAAUCUCAUUUAUAUUAGGUCUAAUUUGGUGUUUGUUUGUUUUUUAUAUAAAUUUAUUUGGUUUUCAGAUUAAAGUUUCACAACCACAUAUCCAACAAACAACAUAAAGACAAGACUCUAAAAAUCUCCUCCCCUUUGUGGGUCUUAUUGUUAAUCAUUUCCUCCUGCGCUUUUUAUGAUAAUCCGAAUCUUUUACAUCUCCGUUAUCUCAUUAUACUGUAGGCUACAUUCUGACAUGCAAAAGUCAUAAUUUCACACAUGCGCACACUCCCUCCAGGGAAGCAAAAAUCAUUACCGCAAUUCAAGAAGACUUUCCAGCCAAACAAAGCGUUGAAGGAAGGAGUUGGGCUGGUAAUGGGUGUGUGAACUGGGGGAAGUCCCAGUGGCUUUAUCAUGGAGAACAGAAGGCCAAAUUUGGCACCUAGACCUAAGGAUCCUCACCCCCCUAUCCAAAAAAAGAAGAAAAAGGUAAAGGACCCCUGACAGUUAAGUCCAGUCACAGAUGACUCUGGGGUUGUGUGCUCAUCUUGCUUUACUGGGCAAGGGAGCCCGGUGUUUGUUCACAGGCAGUUUUUUUCCGGGUCAUGUGGCCAGCAUGACUAAGCCGCUUCUGGCGAAACCGGAGCAGCACACAGAAAUGCCGUUUACCUUCCCGCUGGAGCAGUACCUAUUUAUCUACUUGCACUUUGACGUACUUUCAAACUGCUAGGUUGGCAGGAGCUGGAAUCGAGCAACAGGAGCUCACCGUGUUGCGGGGAUUCGAACCGCCGACCUUCUGAUCAGCAAGCCCAAGUGGCUUAGUGGUUUUAAAAACCCCUAUCCUAAGGCCACCACAAUAAACCUUGGCUGCCCUGACGGAUAACCUUUGAGAGAGCGGAGCUAUGUGUUCCUCUUGAUUCUCCUUGAUUUCUUAACCGCUCUUGAUCCCAUCAAUGGCAGUAUCUUGCUGAAGAUACAGUUGUAGAACAGUUACGCUCCAACCUGCAGGUCCAGUUCUCGAAAGGAGAAUUUUGGGACCUGCUCAGCCCUAUAAUGUUGUUGUUCUGGGAUCUUGCAGUGUUCCAUUUCCUCCUCCUCUAAUAAGAAUUCGCAGCUACUACUGGGGGCCAUUACAGGAUCUGGAGCAAGAUGUCAGUGAUACACUUCUUGACCUUGAGCUCUUCUCACCAUCUGAGUCAGCUGAGGCUGUGCAAGUGCUGGAUCAGUGCCUCCUGUCAUCCCUGACCGUUGGUCAUGCUGGCAGGGCUGACCAGGGUUUCAGUAAACCACAGAGCUUAGGACUUGCUGAUCAGAAGGUCGGCGGUUCGAAUCCCCGCAACGGGGUGAGCUCCCGUUGCUCUGUCCCAGCUCCUGCCAACCUAGCAGUUCGAAAGCACGUCAAAGUGCAAGUAGAUAAAUAGGUACCGCUCCAGCGGGAAGGUAAACGGUGUUUCCGUGCGCUGCACUGGUUCGCCAGAAGCGGCUUAGUCAUGCUGGCCACAUGACCCGGAAGCUGUACGCCGGCUCCCUCGGCCAAUAAAGCGAGAUGCGCGCCGCAACCCCAGAGUCGUCCGCGACUGGACCUAAUGGUCAGGGGUCCCUUUACCUUUACCUUAACAGAAACAUACUUUUUUUGUUUUCUAUUUUGUGCCUCCAUGGAAGGAAUGUUGAAUAUCAAGUCUUUUGUGCUUGCAGUCUUUCACAUGUUCCCCUUUCAGUCUGAAAGCAAAAUAUAUUGUAGAAAUGCACAUGUCAAUAGAGGACCAGUGUUCUUGUGUUCAGUGCAAAGUUGUUAAAGCAGUUGAAUUGCGGUUCUCCUAAAAGAAACAAAAAACGUUACUUCUAUUAAAGGGAGUAAGGCUGUUUUGGAUUAUGUCGAUUUGAGGGGGGGUUUUGCAGGCAAUAGUCAGGAUCAUGGUACUGGGAAGUGAACUUGCAGCAUAUUAAAAUGUGUUUUAUAAUUGAUUUGACAGUGAUUUCUUUUGACAAGUGCGUGAGCCCGUUUCCUGAACACAGCAAAUUCCAGAAAAGGUUGUGGUUUUGAAAACAGUACUGUAUUCCUGACUAUAUAUAUAUGUGGCAUAUAGUGAGAUAAUAUGUGGAUUUUCUUUAAAGAUAGCCACCUCUAAAAUGGCUUGUUCUUUUUAAAAACUAUUUGCAUAUUUGCUCUGUGUGAGCGCUUUCUCAAAUUUCGCAUAUAUGUAUAGUUAUCGGAAACUGCCAUCUGCAACUUCUUUCAAGGUAUAAUUCUGCUGAGCUAUUUCCUUAAUGCAUCUGGAAUUUGAUUCUCUCUCUCCUCCCCCCGGUUCCAAGCCAUGUUGCAACAAAACUGAGUUGAUCGUUUGCACUGUAUAUAAUGCAAGCAAUCCAGUUUGCUUCAGACUUGAACUUACUGUUACUGUGGUUUUAUAGGCGAGUCAUUAGGGGACUUGGGCUGUAUCUGAGAGUGAGGCCAAUAAGAUUACACUGCAAGAUCAGGUCUUUCAGAAUUCUAACAGUCUGCAGUUUUAUACUGAUAAUGUAAAAGGAGAAGAAGGAGUAGUAACUCGUGACCAGAAACUAUCCUGUCUUGCUUUCUCAUACUUUCUUCCCAUCUCAGUGCAAAAGCCACUGAGGUUUGCUUAAUUCACUCUUUUCAUGUCUCAGCUGAUUGCUAAGUAUUUGUAUUUAUUAUACAGUGGUACCUUGGUUCUCAAACUUAAUCCUUUCUGGAAGUCCGUUCCAAAACCGAGGCGUGCUUUCCCAUAGAAAGUAAUUCAAAAUGGAUUAAUUCGUUCCAGACAAAAUAAAUAGCAAAAACAGACGGACCUCAUCGUAACACUCAAAACGGAAGUGUGGCACUCAAAUCGGAAGCGUAACACUCAAAAUGGAGUACGUUCGGCUUCCAAAAAAAGUUCACAAACUGGAACACUUACUUCCGGGUUUGCAGUGUUUGGGUUCCAAGUUGUUUGAGUACCAAGGCGUUUGAGAACCAAAGUCCCACUGUAAAUCUUUUUUUAAAAAACAACAACCCAUUUUUAAAUCUUUUGCUUUAGAACUGUACAUAUUUGUGAAGCAUGUUUUAAAUCACAGUUGCCAACUUUUCACCCAAAGUCAGUUGCCAUAUUUACAUCUGUCGUGCUCCUGUGCUGCUUCCAGGUUUCCUAUAGGCACCUGGCUAGGCAGUGUGAGAACAGGAUGAGGGACUUUGAUGGAGCUUUGGUCUUGAUCCAGGAGGAUCUUCUUAAAUUCUUAUUGCUGCUCUUCCAUCUUCAUCAGCCACAGUUGUCUUCUGUGCCCUUAAACGAGUGACCAUCUCUGCUCUUUAUGCCUGGAACCAGGGUGGAUAAAAAUCAAUGAUCUUUUUUAAAAGAUAAAAAAAUUGGAUUUUUAAAAAAUAUAUCUAAAUUGGAUUUUUAAAAAUAUAUUUAAAUUGGAUUUUUAAAAUAAAAUGCUUUUAGAGGAAAAAUCUCUCUAAAGAUAGUUUUCUGCUUAAGUUUCAUUAUAGUCCAAAGGCUAUUCAUCAGGAAAUAAAGAUUUAUUUUAAGUUUUUCAUGUGUGCCAAAACUCAGUCUAAGCUGAGUGGUGACACCCCUUUCCUCCGCCCCUGCCCAAACCAGUGAUCGGAUUUCCUCACUGAGAAUCCCAGAGGAGCCUGUGCACCAUGCCCAGACUUUGGUUGGAUCCAACAUCUGCUACAAAGGGAUCCCCACAAGCUCUCCUACAACUAAUCCAGAAUGCGGCAGCUAGACUGGUGACUGGGAGCGGCCGCCGAGACCACAUAACACCGGUCUUAAAAGACCUACAUUGGCUCCCAGUACGUUUCCGAGCACAAUUCAAAGUGUUGGUGUUGACCUUUAAAGCCCUAAACGGCCUCGGCCCAGUAUACCUGGAGGAGCGUCUCCACCCCCACUUUUCUGCCCGGAGGUCCAGCGCCGAGGGCCUUCUGGCGGUUCCCUCAUUGCGAGAAGUGAGGUUACAGGGAACCAGGCAGAGGGCCUUCUCGGUAGUGGCACCUGCCCUGUGGAACGCCCUCCCAUCAGACGUCAAAGAGAAAAACAACUACCAGACUUUUAGAAGACAUCUGAAGGCAGCCCUGUUUAGGGAAGCUUUUAAUGUUUAAUAGGUUAUUGCAUUUUAAUAUUCUGUUGGAAGCUGCCCAGAGUGGCUGGGGAAACCCAGCCAGAUGGGCGGGGUAUAAAUAAUAAAUUAUUAUUAUUAUUAUUAUUACUCCUUCAAGAAAAUACUGCUCCUUUCCACGUGGUUUCUUGGGUCCGGUUUAUUUUUUAUUUCCGCUAACCUGUGAACACAACUCAGCGCUUUCAGGACCUUGCCCAACUCUCACUGUUCCGAGACGUGAAUAUUUUUUGUUCCGCAUACAGUGGUACCUCGGGUUACAUACGCUUCAGGUUACAUAUGCUUCAGGUUACAGGCUCUGCUAACCCGGAAAUAUUACCUCGGGUUAAGAACUUUGCUUCAGGAUGAGAACAGAAAUUGUGCUCUGGCGGUGCAGCAGCAGUGGGAGGCCCCAUUAGCUAAAGUGGUGCUUCAGGUUAAGAACAGUUUCAGUUUAAGUACGGACCUCUGGAAUGAAUUAAGUACUUAACCUGAGGUACCGCUGUACUAUACAACUGGCAGAAACACGAAGCAUUUCACCCCCCGUCUCUUCAGCCUGAAAAUGUCUCUGGUGCCGCUCACAAAGAUCAGUAACAAAGCCAGACAGUCAAACUGUGGGUAUCCCUCCGAGUGAGAAAUUUAAAAUCGUAUCCAAACACUUACAUCAGGGAAGUGGGAGAGGAGAGUUAGGCUGCUAUAGUUAGGCUGGUUGGAGGAGGUGAGAACGUGUGGGAGCAGAGGGGAGGGUUGGUGUCUGGAUAGAAGCGGAGAAAAUGAGAGAAGGAGGAGGGUGGAAAGGGGGGAACGAAGAAAAGACGAGAUGGAGAGAACAAGGAAGUGGAUGGAGCUAAAGGGAGGGAAUAGGAAAGGCCUCUGGAGAAUAGAGGGGCAGUCAGGAGGAGAUAUUUCCUCUCCAACCCUGCUACAGGACCUGUGCAGGUAAACAGUAAUAGUGAUCAUUAUAAUCACCAUCAUCCUUAAUAGAGCUUUGAUAAAUGCAUCAAUGGGUAAGGGUAAAGGGACCCCGACCAUUAGGUCCAGUCGUGGCUGACUCUGGGGUUGUGGUGCUCAUCUCGCCUUAUUGGCCGAGGGAGCCGGCUUACAGCUUCCGGGUCAUGUGGCCAGCAUGACUAAGCCACUUCUGGCGAACCAGAGCAGCGCACGGAAACACCAUUUAUCUUCCCGCCAGAGUGGUACCUAUUUAUCUACUUGCACUUGUGCUUUGGAACUGCUAGGUUGGCAGGAGCAGGGACCGAACAACGGGAGCUCACCCCGUCGCAGGGAUUCAAACCGCCGACCUUCUGAUCGGCAAGCGCUAGGCUCUGUGGUUUAACCCACAGCGCCACCCGCGUCCCAUCAAUGUGUACAUAUGGAUAAGCAGUGCCCACCCUUGCGGGGGGGGGGGGGGAGUUCGGUCAGACAUUUUCUUGCCCAUUACAGUGUAACUCACAAAGACAAGCAAGGCACAGCCGUGUAAUUUUGAAACUCCCCAACUUAUCUAUUCCCUACCUGAGUUGUGUGAAGAAUAUGUAAAAAGAGGGCAUGGCACACAUUGUCUUGGACCCGGCCCUGUUUACCUACGCAGGCAAUCUUUUGUUGUUGUCACGUUAAAUAACUGCAUGCUCACAGUUUGCCAUCUAAGCAGAGUAAAACCAGGUCUAAACAGAACAGGGGGUGUUAUUUCCCAUUCAUAAGCAGCCCUUUCACGUUCAGAUUUAAUAUACCAGACUUAGAAUUCUUCAGAAUCCUAAAUCCAUUUUGGCAUGUUUUGUAAAAAAUUAUGUAAUGGAGGAAAUUUAGUAACUCUUCUUUGAAAGUUACAACGCUGUGCCCAAGCUGCUUUAUUCUGCAGGCCUGAAAACUAGAGUUUUGCUAAAUGUAGGUCUCACAUUAGGCAGUUUUUGUUUUGCUGUUCAGUAUAGAAUCAUGGAUUUAUGAAUGCGUGCAUUUAGAGAACGGCAGCCUACUUCCGCUUAAUUGUGAAUUGGGUGCAUUAUUUGGGACUCAGCAGUGCAUGUAAGAACUUAAAGGUAAAGGUAAAGGUAAAGGGACCCCUGACCAUUAGGUCCAGUCAUGGCCGACUCUGGGGUUGCGGCGCUCAUCUCGCUUUAUUGGCUGAGGGAGCUGGCGUACAGCUUCCGGGUCAUGUGGCCAGCAUGACUAAGCCACUUCUGGAGAACCAGAGCAGCGCACGGAAACACCGUUUACCUUCCUGCCGGAGCGGUACCUAUUUAUCUACUUGCACUGGCCUGCUUUCGAACUGCUAGGUUGGCAGGAACUGGGACCGAGCAACGGGAGCUUAUCCCGUUGUGGGGAUUCGAACUGCCGACCUUCUGAUCGGGAAGUCCUAGGCUCUGUGGUUUAACCCACAGUGCCACCCGCGUCCCUUAUGUAAGAACUUACUUUGGAUUAUAUCCAGCUUGUGUCUUCUAGAGCUACCCCCAGAUUGUUGCACCCAGCAAGUUGUGGUUUUAGCAACAAAACCUAUUGCUUCUUCUAAAAAAAUGGUGCACCUUGGUAUAAUAGGGUCGUGUCACCUGCAUGAAGGGGAAAGCUCCUGAACAAUAACAUUUAUGUUAGAGAAUGGUUUGAUUCGCAUUACAUUUUAAGCCAAACUGUGAUUACCAGGACCAAUGAAAAGCUUCCUGGAGCUAGACCUAGCUGUCUUCAACCCCUUGUCCUAAUUUACCUAAAAAGAAGUCAUGUACUGUAUAUAUUUUGGGGGGAACAUCAAGAAGUCUUCUUGGGCAAUAGUCUUGGAGGAACAUCUCAAUUGCCUUUAUUAAAGAUGGGAACUAAAAUACAAAAUGUCCAGCCAGCUGGCAAUAUUCAAGUUGAAUUUACUGUAAUAAACGGAAGUGGCUCAUUGGAGCCCACCAGGCUGGGACAGUAUGGAAUAAAAAAACAAGCAACCACCAGGCAAUGGCUUGUCUCUCCCUGGUGCUUUGCCCAAGGGCAAAUCUCUUUAAAAGGCAUUUUCCUUCUGUUUUGUUAACAGUGGUCAAAUACCUGCACCAUCUCAAAACCUGCUCGUGGUGUAGUGGUUAAGAGCGGUAGACUUGUAAUCUGGUGAACUGGGUUCGAUUCCCCGCUCCUCCACAUGUAGCUGCUGGGUGACCUUGGGUUAGUCCCACUUCUCUGAAGUCUCUCAUCCCACUCACCUCACAGAGUGUUUGUUGUGGGGGAGGAAGGGAAAGGAGAAUGUUAGCCGCUUUGAGACUCCUUAGGGUAGUGAUAAAGCGGGAUAUCAAAUCCAAACUCUUCUUCUUUUCAUUACGCAAUGGAUCUGAAAGAUCAGGCUUGUCAAUUGUACAUGGCUAAAAGGUUCUUUGCUUCCACAGCUACCGUAUUUUUCGCUCCAUAAGACGCAUUUCCCCCCCCCUAAAAAGUAAGGGGAAAUGUCUGUCUUAUGGAGCGAAUGCGUGGUUCCUGGAGGCGAAUUGCCCAGGGGCGAAAAACAGAUCAUGCCUUUUUUUUUUUUUUUUAGAAAGAGGGUAGGGGGUGUUGAAACAAAGCCACUGAGCAGUUGAUCGGCAAGCGAUUGGGAGGGAUAGGGGACUCUAGAUAAUAAAGGAGGCUGCUUGGGAGGGGGGAGGUAAAAGCACAUGGAUCCUCAGGAUUUUUGCACUGGGUCACCCCAAAUUCACCAUCAGAUCACAUAGCAUGUCCAUGGCUAUAGCCUGCAUCAAAAAAUCACGCACCCACUGUUUUGUGGGGCCGCAAUGGCACGGAUCCACAUGGAUUCUCAGGAUUUUUGCAUUGGGCUACCCCAAACUCAACGUCAAAUCACAUAUCAUGUCUGUGGCCACUGCAUGAACCACAAAAAUAAUACAUCCACUGUUUCGUUCAGAAUAUUUUUUUCCUUGUUUUCCUCCUAUAAAAACUACGUGCGUCUUAUGGAGCGAAAAAUACGGUGUCUCUCAACGUUAAGGGGUCUUCAGGGACUGUACAGCCCUGGGGGUGGGCUCACACUUGGGGGGAGGGGGCGGCAGCUUCACACAACAUUGAUUCGAUGCAACUGUCUCAUCUGAACUGUGCAAAUGUUUUCAACCCAGACUGUUGCGUAGUUGCGACCUGACUGAUGGCGGAAACAUUCAUCAAAGGCAGAGGCACAGACUUGCCAUAUCAGCUCUACUCAUUGUGUGGCAGAUGGGCGCACCCCGUAGACAUCCUUCUUUUCCAGCUUGACAUAAAUUUAACAUGGCUGGUACGUCCCAUUUCUCACUGGGAGCUGUAAAAAUACACCCCCAAGCAGCAGUCUUGUUGACUGCCUUUGAAAAAACGAAAAGGUCAAAGCAGUUUGAAAAAGCGCCGCAGGAGCGUCUAAGCAUUGGGAGAGGAACUUUGGGCUUGCGACAAAUUACUUGUUUGCUAUGUUGCAUCAUUCUAUCUCUUAACUCCUGGUUAAGGAGCCGUAGGAAUUACCUGUGCAAGCAGGAAAGAAACAGCGUCUAUCUUUUGAGGCAGAUGAUUUUAGUGUCCAUUGCUGAUGCGUUGUGCAAAACAGCGAAGGGCUAUAAGCUCACUGGCUGAGCGCAUGCAUGAAUGCAGGAAACCUCUCCGGAACUUCACCUGAGUGAACUAACAAAGAAUUCCCUUGGAAUUCUGAGAAAAGUGUUGUGCAGUGCUUUUCUAUUUUCGUCAUUAUUUGUAUACUGUCCUAUACUCCGCCCGCCGCCCCAAGCCUCGCUGAUGUGGUCCAAAGGAAAGCAGAACAAUACUUUUGGCACCAGCUUGCUGGACGAGACAUCGGAAGGCAGCCCUGUUUAGGGAAGUUUUUAAUGUUUGAUGUUUUAUUGUGCUUUUAAUAUUCUCUUGGAACCACCCAGAGUGGCUGGGGGAACCUAGCCAGAUGGGUGGGAAAGAAAGAAAGAAAGAAAGAAAGAAAGAAAGAAAGAAAGAAAGAUUAUUAUUGGGAUUUUUGUAUGGUUUACUCCUUAUUAUUCCUUCACAUAGAUUAAGCAUAGCCAAACUUGGCACUCCAGCUGUUUUGCGACUACGAUUCCCAUCAACACUAGCUAACGGGACCAGUGGUCAGGGAUGAUGGGAAUUGUAGUCCCAAAGCAACUGGAGGGCCAAGUUUGCCUGAUGUUAUAGAUGGACUACGUACCUUCUCAGGUCGAUGAGCCCCACCUGCUCCUAAUUUCCCCCUACAGCCAGUGCAGAAAUCUCCUCCUUGAUCAUUGGACCCAUUUUUGGUCUCCUCUGCUUAAUCCGCCAGAUCCUUUCUUCACAUGCAGCAGAAGUCCCUCGCUCACCCAGCGUCUCAGACCCAUUGGCUACCCUUAUCUGGUUUAGCCAGCCAGGCUGACAGCUUCUAGGAGCCACCAGAGGUAUUACCUCUCCCCUAGUGUCCCCUAAUGCGGGUGGCGCUGUGGGUUAAACCACAAAGCCUAGGACUUGCCGACCAGAAGGUCGGCGGUUCGAAUCCCCGCGACGGGGUGAGCUCCCGUUGCUCGGUCCCAGCUCCUGCCAACCUAGCAGUUCCAAAGCACGUCAAAGUGCAAGUAGAUAAAUAGGUACCACUCCGGCGGGAAGGGAAACGGUGUUUCCGUGUGCUGCUCUGGUUCGCCAGAAGCGGCUUAGUCCUGCUGGCCACAUGACCCGGAAGCUGUCCGCCGGCUCCCUUGGCCAAUAAAGUGAGAUGAGCGCCCCAACCCCAGAGUCGGUCAUGACUGGACCUAAUGGUCAGGGGUCCCAUUAAUGUCUUAUUCACCACCACGGUUUCAUAUAGAUGUUAAAAUAGCAUAGGAGACAGAAUGGACCCCAAAGCUAUGGAGCCAAGCACCAGUCUCCUAAAAUUACUGUCUGGUGAUGACCCUGCAGGUAGGAGCAGAGCCUCCAACUCCCUGAAUCACUCCAGAAGAAAACUAUGGUAAAGAAUUUCAAACGCCACUAUUUCGGGCCCCUGUUAUGUAUGCUUUUCAAAAUGCAAACAUAGCGGCUGCCUGCCACAGUGAGAAGGCAUCACUCGGAACAACCUGCGCAGGGACUUGGGUGGGUGAAAUUAAAAAUGGGAACGGAAGGCUGCCAAGUUUUGAAUUCCCCAGCAGGACUGUCAUCGUAGUAGUUCCGAAUGACUCAAGCGAGUGAACCAAGCCGCGUGUGUGUAGCCAACAACAACAAUAGCAGAAGGGGGAGAGAAAGGAAGGCUGAGUCAACAGACAAUCUGAUUUGGGGGGGAAAUUUCUUCUCGCUCAUAUUUUGUUGGAAAGACCUAGAAAAUGAGCAAACUUAAGCCCACGGCUUUUGGUGUUGGUGGCAAGGAGUCUGAGGUAGAAUUCGUUUACGACGCUCCGUAUGGGGAAUGAUCCUUUUUCAUGUGCAUAAAUUGAAAUAGAUUUCUCUGGCGAUAACUGGGAGGUGACAACUCUGUGUGCUGAUGAUUUCCAGCCCAGCUUCUCAGUUGAGGCAGUAAAAUCUAGGGGGAGACAGUGUGGUGUAGUGGUUAGAGCACUGCACUAGGACCUGGGAAUGAGACCAGGCUUCUAAUCGCCCACUGAGCCAUGAAGCCCCUUGGGUGACCUUCGGCUAGGCACUCACUCUCAGCCUUAACUUGCGGGAUUGUUGAGAAUAAAAUAGGGAGAAGUACGUAUAGCUCUUUGGAGGAAAGGUGGGAUAUAAAUUCAAUUAAAAAAUAAACGUGCUGGAUCAGUACUUGGGAUCAGCUGACUGCUACUGCAGUGUAAUGUUCAACCUGUUCUAAAUGGGGUUGCCCUCUGUCAUAGCCCCAUUCGGGACCGCCUCUCCUGGUAUACCCUGCGGAGGACCUUAAGGUCCACAGAUGACAACAUUUUGGAGGUCCCAGGUCGCAAGGUGGUUAGAUUGGUCUCAACGAGGGCCAGGGCCUUUUCAGUACUGGCCCCGGCUUGGUGGAACGCUCUGUCACAAGAGACUAGGGCCCUGCGGGACUUGACAUCUUUCUGCAGGGCCUGCAAGACAGAGCUGUUCCACCUGGCCUUUGGUUUGGACUCAGUCUGACCCUUAUGUUUCCCUCCCCUUAUGGUUUUGAUCCAUGGGCUACUAUUAAAAUGAGGCUGCAUUUUAAAUUAUAUUUUAACCUGUAUUUUAAAUUGGUUCCCCCCUAUUACGUUUUUAUUGUAAUUUUACUGGUGUUAGCCACCCUGAGCCCAGGGAGGUAAAAGGGACCCCAGACCAUUGGGUCCAGUCGUGACCGACUCUGGGGUUGCGGCGCUCAUCUUGCUUUAUUGGCCGAGGGAGCCGGCGUACAGCUUCCGGGUCAUGCGGCCAGCAUGACUAAGCUGCUUUUGGCGAACCAGAGCAGCGCACGGAAACGCUGUUUACCUUCCCGCCAUGUGGGUUAAACCACAGAGCCUAGGACUUGCCGAUCAGAAGGUUGGUGGUUCGAAUCCCUGUGACGGGGUGAGCUCCCGUUGCUCGGUUCCUGCUCCUGCCAACCUAGCACUUUGAAAGCACGUCAAAGUGCAAGUAGAUAAAUAGGUACCGCUCUGGCAAGAUGAGUGCCGCAACCCCAGAGUCGGUCACGACUGAACCAGAGCAGCGCACAGAAACGCCAUUUACCUUCCCACUGGAGCGGUACCUAUUUAUCUACUUGCACUUUGACGUGCUUUCGAAGUGCUAGGUUGGCAGGAGCAGGAACCGAGCAACGGGAGCUCACCCCAUCGUGGAGAUUCGAACCGCCGACCUUCUGCUCAGCAAGUCCUAGGCUCUGUGGUUUAACCCACAGCGCCACCCGCGUCCCUGAGCCCAGGAAGGGUGGAGUAUAAAUAAAAAAUUAUUAUUAUUAUUAUUAUUCGAGUCCCGUUGCUGAGCGAGCAGGUGUUGGGAGUCUCUAAGGUACAUUCACCUGAAAGCAGACUCCGCAUUCAAAGUCAGACAGUCCAGAGGUCAGGGAACCCAGAUGAUCUCAGAGCCCAAGGAUCCAGGAUGGAGAGCAAGAAGCAGUCAGCUAGAGCCAUGGACCACAAGUGUUGUUUCCAGCAUCUGACUGCUGCUGAGGGCUCUCUUUGAGAAGGCCGGAGCCAACUCGUUCCCAUCAGUGCCUUCUCUGUGUCCUUGAAGGCUGAUUAGCGGCAGGUGGAGUCCCUUGGCCUCCUUCCCCCUUCAGGCAGCUGUUCAGCAGGUGAAGCUGACUCCUGGCUCACAACACCUGCUGGUGGAUAACCUCUAGACGGGACAAUUGCAAUGUGUUGUACAUGGGACCACCUUUUAACACCUUGGGUACUUUGGUUACUAUGAAAAACAGCUGUUAGGUUACUCAACAAGGCCGGAUUCAGAAGCAUAGCUGUCAACCGUCCCUUAUUUGGCGGGAAAGUCCCUUAUCCCAGCGCCGUGUCCCGCUGCUGUCCCUUAUUGAUGAUGUCCCUUAAAUUUCCCGGGUUUCAAAGGAAGCAGCUCCUUUCCCUUUCUGCCUGCCGGCCAGGGAGGAGGGAGGCUCCAACUGUGUUGCUUGGCUGCGUUGCUCACCCAAUAAGGAGUCUACGAACGACUAGGGGGUGGAGCUUGCAUGCCUUGUGCCGAUCAAAUCGGCCGCGUUGCGUGGGGACUCGCCUUUGCUCAGCGCUUCCCAGCGGAGAGGUGACGUUGGUUUUCCUUGCUGCAUCCCCUUUGCUGGGUUGCUGCGCUGUGGGAACCACCGCUUGAGGCUUCGUUUGGCUGCUGGCUGGGCUUUCUGUCUUUGGCUCGGAGGGGCUCAGAAGUCGAACAUACCUGUGUUUGAAAAAUCCCUUAUUUUGGCUGCUGGUCCCUUAUUUUCGAGGCUGCUGGUCCCUUAUUUUCAAAUCUGUAAGUUGACAGCUAUGUUCAGAAGGCAUUUGGCUCCUCCUGAUGUUGAACUCUGUCCCGGAAUGCAGACCAUAUUGUGGUAAAAACAGCGCCAUCACGUGACGAAAAGGAGGGCCCUGCCUAACUCCUCUACCUCAAGCAAACACAGAGGAGGUUCUCCAAAGUGGAACGGUGUUUGGGGUCAGGUUCAUAUGGGGCAAUUGGACUAGUGCGUCUCUUUGACCCUAAAGCAUAAUGUAUACCGUAUUUUUUGCACCAUAACACUCACUUUUUUCCUCCUAGAAAGUAAGGGGAAAUGUCUGUGCGUGUUAUGGAGCGAAUGCCUACGGAUGGCGGGGGGAUUUGCUGCAGUCGUGAGCAGAGGAUCCAUGGUUCCCCUUCCUUCCCUCCUCCAUGGCUCGCUUUGCUCGCUUUGAAACAGCAAAGCGGGAGAAGAGCCGCUGAGUGGGGAGAAGAGAGGGACAGAGAGCCUGGUUACAAAGCACGGAUCCACAUGGAUCCUCAGGAUUUUUGCAUUGGGCUACCCCAAACUCACCGUCAGAUCACAUGUCUGUGGCCACAGCAUGAACCACAAAAAUCAUACAUCCACUGUUUCGUUUAGAAUAUUUUUUUUCUUGUUUUCCUCCUCUAAAAACUAUGUGCGUGUUAUGGUCUGGUGCGUGUUAUAGAGCGAAAAAUACGGUAAUUUACAAGGACUUUUAUCUGCAUCUUCCUCAGACGUAGGAGAGGCAAGAACGGAUGGUUUGUAGACAAAUAUAUUAUGUGCCUGGGGGACGCAUCUGGAAAUCUUAGAAAUUGUCACGGGUACUGCAGAGAAGAAAAGCUGGCAAUGCUAACUAUAUAUGCCACUUCAGACGAUGGAGACCCAAGGUUUAGCAAAUGUUUGAAACUCAUAGCUGCCAGGACUAUUACACCUGGACUGCAAUUUGCAUUGCAAAAUUGAGUGAAAGGUGUAAGGUCCAUUAGGUCCAGUCGUGGCCGACUUUGGGGUUGCGGCGCUCAUCUCACUUUAUUGGCCGAGGGAGCCGGCGUACAGCUUCCGGGUCAUGUGGCCAGCAUGACGAAGCCAUUUCUGGCGAACCAGAGCAGCACACGGAAAUGCCAUUUACCUCCCCGCCGGAGUGGUACCUAUUUAUCUACUUGCACUUUGACGUGCUUUCGAACUGCUAGGUUGGCAGGAGCAGGGACCAAGCAACGGGAGCUCACCCCAUCACGGGGAUUCGAACCGCCAACCUUCUGAUCGGCAAGUCCUAGGCUCUGUGGUUUAACCCACAGUGCCACCCGUUAUACAGGAGUUGUCAGCUUUGUCUUAGAUAAUGUUUGGCUGCUGGUCCUAUUCUCUUCUCUUAGUUUUAGUCUCUCUCUCUCUCUCUCUCUCUCUCUCUCUCUCUCUCUCUCUCUCUCUUUUCAAUGUACCUACACUAAGAGACCACCAGGCACAAGCAAUCUGGCCUUAAGAUUUGCCGAUGGUGCUACACUGAGGCCUAUUGAAGAACAACCCCCCCCCGAGUGCUGGUGAAAGAUGCGACUUUGUGUGCCUGUGUACAGUGAAUCAGAAUUAAAAUUGCCACCAGUGACUCACUCGAGAAUUGGGGCCAGCUAUACACAAGUGGAUUGCAGGCAGCUUUGUAUCUUGUUUUCUUCAGUAAUUAUAGGGGUGGGAGAGAUUGAGGCUCACUCUGAAGGCAGUGCCUAAGAUGGGGAGGCCCUCUCCUCACCCUCCCACUGAGAUCAGAAAGGAAACCACAUACACACCAAACAUGACUAGGAGUUUAAGCGGAAAAAGCUCCCUUUAUUUUCAGGGAAAGCAUGGCUUGAUAAGGACAUUUGGGUCAGUUUCAGGCUAUACCAUCAAAUCAUUUGGGACAUCUGAGAUGCAUGGAAGCAUCUUGGUGAGAGUUUGAUGUUUAUUCCAAUCUGACGAUGUGGGAAAUGGGAUUACAGUGGUACCUCGGGUUACAUACGCUUCAGGUUACAUACGCUUCAGGUUACAGACUCCGCUAACCCAGAAAUAGUGCUUCAGGUUAAGAACUUUGCUUCAGGAUAAGAACAGAAAUCGUGCUCCGGAGGCAGCAGGAGGCCCCAUUAGCUAAAGUGGUGCUUCAGGUUAAGAACAGUUUCAGGUUAAGUACGGACCUCCGGAACGAAUUAAGUACUUAACCCGAGGUACCACUGUACUUUCUACCAGGUACCCAUCUUAGAAUCCUGUUGGUUCCAUUGUUGGGCCUGAACCGGAUUUCACACACAACAUGUCUCAACGGUGUACGUUUUGCUUCCUGGACACUGUGCAUUAAUUGCAUCAGAGUGGUUGUGUAGAGAGGCCUUCUUUGUUUGCAGAAGUCAUUAGCACUGACGGAGGAGAAAACACCCCCCAGACAGCAGCUAUGGUGAUGGCUUCCACUCACCGUGGACCUUUCACUAGCCAUGACCUCCUAGACCCUUCAGACAUGUGGGGUUUCCAGGAUGCUGGGCCAAGUAUGAAGCUCUCUGCUGCAGACGACAGGCAUCCAUCAGCUUCCAACUGGUAAGUACAAUGGUUAUUGUGCAGUCAGCAUGCUAAUGGGUUGGGCAGCCUGAAAGUCCAUAACUAGUGUGAGAUUUUGUUGGGGUUAAGUGGACGUAGGCUGUGUUUUUCAUGGAUUACAGUGGACGUGUUUGAUGGUUGGAGGCAGGAGGAGAUGAGCCUGGGGGAGGAGUAGAUUCCUGAAAGAAUAAGGGGAAAGUAGAGGUUGAUUCUCGAAGCUAGUGCAUAUUAUUUCUUUUCUAUCUUUUCAGGUGGAGAAAAAGAGUAGCCACAGCACCUUCCAAUGUUGGCUUCUAGAGCCAAGGUAGGUUUCUGCAAAUGGAUGGUGUGGGACUAGGAGGAAGGGAAGGGGGUCAGGCCACAUAACUUGGCUGUUCUUUGGGUUGGACAUUUGGACUGGCAGCAGGAAGCAGUUGGAGAAUGAAAGACCACAGACAGGCUAGUACAGGGUUUCCCAAACCUGGGUCUCUAGCUGUUUUUGGACUACAAUUCCCAUCAUCCCUGACCGCUUGGUCCUGUUAGCUAGGGAUCAUGGGAGUUGUAGUCCCAAGACAUCUGGAGGGCCAAAUUUGCCUAUGCCUGCUGUUUAGCUAGGGAUGAUGGGAGUUGUAGUCCAACAGCAGCUGGAAACCCAAGUUUGGGAAGCUCUGGGCUAGUGCUUACAACUACUCACCUCUCUUUCGUUCUCUUACUCUUCUCCUCCUUUGCUGACGCUUGCGCUGUCCUGUCAGACCUGGACAGCCAUGUUUCGGAUGUGGAAGAGUAAGAGUAAGGAUGACAGCUUCCUCUUAACUCUUGGCAACAUCCACUGCACGUCUGCUUGCAAGCAAGCUGGGGGGUGGUGGUUUAGUACAAAAUGCGUUCAGGGCAAAGCAACUGAUUCCAGAUCUCCUCUCCUGUGUUGCAGGAGCAGCCAGAAUGGCAACAGCAGAACCAGCACCGUACCACAAGUUACGUGAAGUCUGCUUUGUGGACAAAGAACGCUCGUCUGGUCUGCCCCUGUAGCUGCAACCAGACCCUCACGUCUCAAGCGCAAGAUGUUAAGAGCAGUGAAGUAGCAAAGUUUGCUGAUAUUGAAUAAAUUGUUGGGGGGGGGUUGUGUGUGUGAGGAGGCAGCUAUCCCUCGUCCUUGGACUAUGGUGGGAGGGAGUUGACCACACCAGUCCCAGGGCUGGCAUUGUUUCAGGCACUGGUUGGGCAUCUGUCAGAAAACAUGGAAGCUUAGGAUCCUAUAGUGCCAUGCCCUCCCUGCUGCCAACACCACCUGGAACACACCUGCCGCCAUCUCAGGCAGAACACAGAAUACGUCCCAUGGGCGUCCUGACCAGCACACCUGAGCAGCCCUGGCGUUGCUUCUUGCGGCUCCUCAGCUGGGUGUAGGAUUGCACCUUACAAGUAGCUAAGUGCAGUUUCGUGCUGAGCAGAAGGGCUUUCCAGAUAAUGUUCUCCGAGCCGAGUCCAGUAGCUUAAAUAAGAACCACACGCUUUGGGAUAGAAAUGCGCACAGCAGUGUAUUCUGGUGUUGAGGGGCAGCGGAAACAAUAACACGGUGGGUUUUUAAUUCCUGCAGAACCAGCGUCCUUGGGGUACAGGGGAGAUCAAGAACCACCCCCAUGCUCACGCUGAACCAAGCACACCUACAGAGCCUGCCUUUCUUGAAGGAGAUCUCCAGGACGUCACAGAGAAUAUUCUACGGACUAUUUUGCAGAAAAAGGCAAUGCAUAUUUGUACAGUAUAUGUUCCAGAGCCUCCCCCCACCCCGUUUCUUUCUUUCAAAGUUUCUUCAAGUUAUUAUUAGAAAUUCUCUUUCUGUAUUAAAAAUGGAGUUUGCCUUUUUCCAA